Molecule: messenger RNA, 4082 nt
Organism: Cantharellus anzutake
Lineage: Eukaryota; Fungi; Basidiomycota; Agaricomycetes; Cantharellales; Hydnaceae
Product: enhancer of polycomb-like-domain-containing protein
Exons: 9
Coding region: 387-3737 (1116 amino acids)
Biological process (GO): regulation of transcription by RNA polymerase II
Cellular component (GO): piccolo histone acetyltransferase complex
Source: RefSeq, a predicted model, not a curated record
ACACACAAGCCAGUGUCUACCCUCUACUAAAACAACACCUUGUUGGAAGCAGGGUCUCCCCAUCAAGAUGGACAUAUGUUAGCGGUGGUGAGGAAGAUGAAAUGGAUGGGCAGAGCGACAAGCGUUACCGGUGACUUUCGGAGCUAAAUAUGCACCUCCGAGGCAUUAAUUUGACGCCUCAUCACACUUCGCGGCACCACCACAAGGUCUGUACCACUUAUAUCGUCCGUGCACACUUCGCCAUCGUCGAAGGAUAUUCCACGGGCCCAAGCGAUAAAAGGGCCAAAUGCAGUUACCGUAAAAUCAAAUAUCACGUGUGCAUUCGGUCACAACGGCGGCCCCAAAAGUACUGACGUGGCCCCCAGCGCACAACUUCCAACACUUCCAUGGGCCGCCUCGAUAAGGUGGUCUCCUCGGCGGCUACUGGUGGCGGCCUAAGGACUCGAAACCGCGUCACAAACAAGACCCGUCUCAAGGUUAUUGACGGCGAUGUUGAAGAUGCCGAACUUGUCUUCAUUGAGGAAGACUCGGAUAAGAACAAGGUCCUGGAUACGGCGGGCGUCGAACAUGAGGAUGCCAAGGAAGAGCAUUUGGUCAAAGUCCUCGCCGCGGCUACCCAACGGAUUUCAGGCCGUAUCCCCAAAUCAACCGAAGAGAAACCAUCAACAGCACAUAUUCCCAUACCCGAUGCUACAGGUGUCGUCGACAACUAUUUGGAGCACUACCCAGAAGGUGUUUGGACCGACCCAGCGGCUUAUGUCAAGUCUUCGGACACGGUUGAGGAGUGUGUCGAUGGUGCCAUUCUCGGCGGGUCGACAUACGACAUGGACGAACGCGACGUUGAAUGGCUGCAGAAGAACAACAGCAUCGCCCUUGGCGAAGGCUCAAGUAGCGCAAUUCCCUCGCCGACUCGCAAUGUCAAAACCCGGGGCAAGGACAUUGCUUCAGACCGACUUUCUUUUGUCAUCACCGAGGACGAGAUAGAACUCGUGAUGGGUCUGUUCGAGAAGUUCACCGACGAGAAAUGCCCUUUCCUUCACCUUGACAUCAAGGGCCUCCCGCCAUUGUCCGAGUACGAGCCGCUCUUCGCCACCCCCCUGUCCCCAACUCUUUUCGCCUCGUUCAUAGUUCCUCCCCAUGCCCGAGACCCCUCACAUCUCAUUCGGCUCGCUCGAACAAUAUACCCCCACUACAAGGAGCGGAAAAUUGCUCGCCAAGGUCACAAAAUAAUACCCUCAUUAAAUUUCGACGAAUCCAAUUCUGAAGAUGCUUACGUGUGUUUCCGCCGACGAGAUGUCAAGUCAGUUCGUAAGACCCGUCGGACGGAUACGACGCCUGCCGAAAAGGUCUCACGGCUACGGCAGGAGCUUAUCAAGGCGAAAGAUCUCGCUAACUUAACCGUUUCGCGUGAGGUCAAGAAGUUGGAGCUCAAUAAGGACGCGCGCAGCGUUCUCGAAGCGAGGAUCAGGUUUAUCGAGUUGAAAAGGAAGCAUCCACAGUUCUCGCUGAGCACAGAUGACCAACUACUCGUGGACCCCGAACGCGUGUUGGCCAAGCGGCCGAAGAUGACGUUGGAGCAGAACGCCGUGUCGCUGAAAAUACCGCGACGAAGUAAGGAUCCUACAGACUUAAAUUCGCCCUAUCCGGCCCUUGAAGAGCAAGUGCAUCCACAUGAGCGUGCCGAGUUAUUCGCUAAGGAGAUCGAGCGCCAAUGCGAGAUGAGAAAGAACUCGGGCUGGGAGGAUUAUUUAGAUCUCCCGACGAGUUUACCCAUCUCAGAUCACUUUUUUCACGCUCUUUCCCUCGCUGUAUCGCCAUCAAAGUCUUCGGUAGAGCACACAGGACGUUCACCGUUCUCGAUCCGAAUACGUACAGGGCGAGGCGGCCGGUCAUUCAUCGAUCGUCGCCCGUUCCACGGAAGAAGAAGAGGAGAUCCUCGGAAUACCCCACCCCCAGUUCCGCAACUAUUUUCAUCAACUCUCUCAUCUGAGGGUGGACUUUGGUCCCACUCACCGAAAGAGUUGACCGUUCAUAUCAAGUCGGAUGAGGGCGAUGAAGGCUCUCAUGAUGAGCCAAAGGAUGAGUAUGUGCGGAAGAUCAAUGAGCAGUGGAGGUUCGACGAUGAUGCGGUAGUGAUGGAAGAGGAGCAACGGGUAUUGAUUGAUGACUUUGACGCUCGGUAUAUUCCCUCGCGUCUUUCUCUAUUUGGGGAAUCGGAACUCAUUGGGUUGUCGGUGGACGAAAGCCACAUCCGCAACGCCGAACUGUACGCCAACGCUAAACAGGAGUCUGGUCAACGGGCACUUAUGGCGGCGCGGCACCAGUAUAUCGCGAUGAAGGAAAUGACGAUUAAGGAACGGAUGCGUCAGCAGCUUACAACGGCUGGGGGCAACAUGGCGUUACUCCUAGUCAACCCACCCACGCCGGACCAGAAUGCCCAGAUGCAGAAUGCGGCGCUCGCCAUGCAAGCAUCAGGUCAGCUCCCGAUGAAUACCUCUGCUCUAGCUGCAGUUACACAGCAGCUACAGCAAUCCGGCACGAUCCCCGUGUAUAACGGGCAGAUGCCUCAGUCGGCAGCACAUUUGAAAAAGAUGGCCCAAAUGCCUAUGCUAGCACCGCAGCAGCGAGCCGGUUUCAACAUUUCCCAAACCUCUCAAAUGGCUGUCAAUGGGAAUUUGCCACAAAUACAGCAGCAACAAAUCCAGCAACCCCACCCCCAACUCCUUCAACAACCUUCACCGACAACACCAGCUUCAUCGCAGCCCCAAACCCAGUCCUCUGCAGGCCCAGCGCCUCCACAACCUACUCCGUCAUACAACCCCUCUCCUCAUUUAUCCCCAACUUCCAUGCGUCCACCCACUCCCUCCGUCUCACCCACAGAUCCCAACCCGGGUCUUACGCAAAACUCUCCUACACGCCCACCUUCUCAGAUCACGCAGCAGUCCCCCAUGGUCGUGCCUCAAAUCACUGGCAUGCCAUUCCACAGCGCAUUACCGUUCAACUAUACGCCGGGCCCCAAGCCAUCUCAGAUAUUAGCGGGGCAACAGCAAUUACCGCAGCACUACUCGCGGGAGCAACUGGCGCACCAAAUAGCGCAACAGCACCAGCAUGCGGCUAUGAAGAAUGGAAUAAACACCGUGAACGGCGGGCAUCCAUACCUGAACGGAACAUCUCAACAGCAUGUACAGCAAAUGCCGAAUGGUGUACCUCGCAACGGCAUGAUGAUGAUGCCGCCGCCUCAAGCAUAUCAUGGCCUCCAUAUGGCGAAUAAUGCUGCGAAUGGGGCGCCGCCAGUGAUGAACAUGUCCGCGACAAACAUGCCGUUGAAAUCUGCGAGACAAUGGCCGCGUCAUAGCGGUGGUCAGGCGGAUAUAAAUAGCAACGCUCCAAACGGUAAUCCAACAGGUUCUCCUGUUAUGCAGCAUCACGUCAACUCGCCAAAUCUUGGAGGACAAGGCUCGCCUGUACGUAUGAACGGGGUGCUGCCUGGUGGGAGGAAUUCGCCUAUGAACCCUCAUCCAUCCCUGCAACAGUUGCCGCAACAUCAACCCUCGCCGCUGAUGGACGUACACCAUGGGGCACCUCAAAUUCCUUAUCGUGCCACCGCUUCUCCUCGUUCUGCCUCGUCGGUAGCUGACAUUGCAAUGCUUCAACAGCAUCGCCAGUCACAAUCACCUCACCUCGCAAUGCCGAGCCCCGCCCACCAGCAUCAGAUGCUUGGCAACGGUGCUGGCUGAGGCAUCAAUACUUCCGCCCUAUACUUGACCCCAUCACCCCCAUUCUAAUUUCUAAUCAGCCAAAGUCGUCGUCAUGCCCGUUCCCACCUCCCUUGCCAUUCACUUUUACCCUUGGCUCGUUGUAGCGUGCACCUGCUCCGCUCUAUGCCUUUUCUUAAGCUCCGCUUAUGAAAUCUUCUAGUGCGCAAUUCCACGCUUUGCAAUCCUUGCUUAGCGCCAAUUUCCCUUCACGCAUUACUAUUCCUCAUUUCCAUCCCUCUUAUCUGUUCUAUUCCGCCCUGAUGACCCCGGUAUCGACGACAACAUCAAUUCUCCUCUUUUUCCGGCUUUUCUAUUUUUUUUUUU